AUGGAUAUCCUAUCAUCAGUCGCGUGGGUUAAACGUGGGGCUGCCAAAGCAACUCCAAUUAAAUUUAUGCCAGAUGAAGAAGAACUUAAUAGUAUGAUUGAUAAAAGCGGCGACCAUGAUGAUGAUGAUGAUGAACACAAAACAAAAGAUGUUGAGAUGGAUGUUGAGAAAGAUGAUGAAGAUCCCGACGAUGAAGAUAAUGUUAUCAUACCCGGUGUAGGUCCUAUUGGCAUGUAUGCUUCUAAUCGUGAUGAUCCUUUACUUGAAAUAAAAGAUGAUGGUGAAGAUUCAGAUGCCGAAGAUUUUCUCAUUCGACCAGAUGAUAAUCUUAUCGUUGCUGCACAUAUUGAAGAUGAUACUUCUAGUCUUGAAGUUUAUGUAUACAAUGAUAAAGAAGGUUAUCUCUACGUACAUCAUGAUAUAUUAAUGUUGAAUAUGCCAUUAUGUUUAACAUGGUUUGAUUAUGAUAUCAAUGAUGGAAAUACAGGUAAUUAUGUUGCAGUAGGAAGUAUGGAAGGUAUGAUUGAAUUAUUUGAUGUUGAUCUUGUUGAUCAAAUGGAACCAUUAUAUACAUUUGGAAAAAAAUCAAAGAAGAAAAAAUCGAAAAAAUCUUCCAAAAAAACAAACAGUAAAUCAGGUGAAGGUCAUGAUGCUGCAGUACUUGAUUUAUCAUGGAACAAACUUGUCCGACAAAUAAUUGCAUCAAGUUCUGCUGAUGCAACUGUUGCCUUAUGGGAUUUAAGUCAAAUGAAAAUGGCUUUACAUUUAGAUAAAAUACACGAAAAACAGAUUCAAUCAAUAUGUUGGCAUCCAACUGAACCACAAAAUUUACUUUCCGGUUCAGCAGAUAAAACUGUAUGUUUAGUUGAUUGUCGUGAUGCAAAUAAUAAAUCAAGUCAACAUCGAUGGACAUUUGAUUCUGAUAUUGAACGAGUUACAUGGAAUAUAUUUGAUUCGAAUCAAUAUUUAGCAUCAACUGAAAAUGGUUAUGUUUAUGCUAUGGAUAUUCGACAAACAACAGUACCUGUUUUUAGUUUAUCCGCUCAUGAUAGUGCCGUAACAGGUUUAUGUUUAAGUCCAACAGUACCAGGUUUUCUCGUAACAGCAUCCUUUGAUGAAACUGUUAAAAUAUGGGAUAUUGAAAAUGGAGGUGUUACAUUUAUUGCCGAACGACAAUUUCAAACAGGUCAAAUCAAUACAUGUAUUGCCAAUCCAGAUUUUCCAUUUACAUUUGCUAUUGGUGGACAAUCUAAAGGUUUACAAAUAUGGGAUUGUACCGAAAAUGCAAAUGUUCGUUCACGAUUUGGUACUCGAGCAAAAUUCGAAAUGGUUGAAGUAGUAGAAGAAACUGCAUCUGCUAAACCUGUUGUUUCAGCUUUUCCAACUACUUCUCCUAAUGUAACAUCAGCUGUUUUGAAAGCUCAACGAAAAAAAUCAUCUAAAAAAAAAUAA
Adineta steineri is the source of this 1452-nucleotide messenger RNA. The record is from the annotation of a GenBank genome assembly. Lineage: Eukaryota; Metazoa; Rotifera; Eurotatoria; Adinetida; Adinetidae.